Messenger RNA from Cuscuta campestris, 2030 nucleotides. The record is from the annotation of a GenBank genome assembly. NCBI's taxonomy places the organism in Eukaryota, Viridiplantae, Streptophyta, Magnoliopsida, Solanales, Convolvulaceae.
CACCCCCUCCCACCAUAAUAAGCCCAAACAACAACAUUUUUACCCCUACCUACUAAUUCUUCUUUUUGUUAAGAAGAUAGCAAGAAAAAUAUUUGAACACAUAAAAGAUCAGAUAGCCAAAUUGUGAUGUGCAACUUUAAACUCUCCUCUUCACCAUCCUCACUACUUGUCUCUACUACCAAAAACCAUUUCCUCAUCUCUCCACAGCCAUCUUCUUCCUCCUCCUCCAUGGAUCCUCAACCCCAUGAUGAUGGCCUCCAUAGAUGGCCAACCCCUCAAGAGGCCUUGGAGGAAAUAAAAGCGAUAGGGAAGAUUUCAGGGCCAACCGCCAUUACAGGGCUGCUAAUGUACUUCAGAGCAAUGAUCUCCAUGCUCUUUCUUGGGUACCUCGGAGAAUUGGAACUUGCCGGCGGCUCUCUCUCCAUCGGCUUUGCCAACAUCACCGGAUACUCAGUCAUCUCCGGCCUGGCCAUGGGGAUGGAGCCCAUCUGUGGCCAAGCUUACGGCUCCAAACAGAUGAGGCUCCUCGGGCUUACCCUGCAGAGGACGGUUCUCCUCCUCCUCUCCGCCUCCGUCCCCAUCUCCUUCAUCUGGCUCAACAUGAAGAGAAUCCUCUUGUGGUGCGGCCAGGACAAGGAGAUCGUCACCGCCGCUCACACCUUCAUCCUCUUCUCCGUCCCGGACCUCAUCUUCCUCUCCCUGCUCCAUCCCCUCAGGAUUUACCUCAGAGCGCAGGGGAUCACCUUCCCGCUUGCCCUCUGCUCCGCCGGCUCUCUCCUCCUCCACGUCCCCAUCAAUUUCCUCCUGGUUGGGUAUUUCCGGCUUGGACUUUCCGGGGUGGCCUUGGCCAUGGUGUGGACCAAUUUCAACCUCUGCCUCCUCCUCUGUCUCUUUAUCUACUUCUCCGGCGUCUACAGGGAUUCUUGGGAGGGCCCCACCUCCGAUUGUCUCGGCGGGUGGUCGUCCUUGCUGGCAUUGGCCAUCCCCAGCUGCAUCUCCGUCUGUCUGGAGUGGUGGUGGUACGAGCUCAUGAUAAUGCUGUGCGGCGUUCUGGUCAACCCUCGAGCCACCGUAGCUUCCAUGGGGAUCCUCAUUCAGACCACUUCUCUGGUGUACGUUUUCCCCUCCGCCCUAAGUAGCGGCGUGUCGACUCGGGUCGGGAACGAGCUCGGGGCGGGCAGACCCGCCAGGGCGCGGAAGUCAAUGAUCGUUUCCCUGUUCUGCGCGGCGGGGCUGGGUGUGGCGGCGAUGCUGUUCGCGACGGCGAUGAGGCACAGGUGGGGGAGGUUCUUCACCGGCGACGAGGAGAUUCUCCGGCUGACGGCGGUGGCGCUGCCCAUAGCGGGGGCGUGCGAGCUGGGGAACUGCCCGCAGACGACGGGGUGUGGGGUCCUCAGAGGGAGCGCAAGGCCGAGAAUUGGGGCCAACAUAAACCUGGGAUCAUUCUACCUGGUCGGGAUGCCGGUGGCGGUUGUUCUUGGGUUCGGGCUGCAGAUGGGCUUCGCCGGACUGUGGUUGGGCCUUCUGGCGGCCCAGGCGUCGUGCACCAUCUUCAUGCUCCGCGCCCUCACCACAACCGACUGGACCCUCCAAGCCGAAAGAGCCAAGCAGCUCACCGCCGCCACAACCACCCAAUCUUCGCCGCCCAUUCCUCCACUUAAUAAACAGAGCAAGGCCGCCGCCGCCGCCAAAGUUGCACCGGAGACAUUUUGCGGCGGAGACGGCUGUUCCAUAGAAAUGGAACCUUUCAUAAUCAUUACACAUACGGAAGGGACAAGAACGUACUUGGCUUUGGAUCUUUUGUCACUUCUAUUUCAUCUCAUUAUCAUAAAUGCAUACUGUCCCACAAUUGUGAGACAUUGACACUGUUCAUCAACUUCUCCCCAGAUGUGUGAGAAGGAUGGAGCAGGACCGGAUCUUUUCUUUAUGGCUGAAAUGGGCAGUGUCAAAAUAGGACACCUACACCUCCAAAAGAAGGGGGUUUCAAGGUUGAGAAAGGGGACUUGGAGAAGUGGAGGGUGGGGCUGGUU